AUGGAUCCAAGCUUGUUAAAAGAACUUGAGCUCUUCAAGAAACGAGCCCUCUCCAAUCCGUCAGGAGAAAAACAUCCAGUACUUUCUAAGUCAUCCUCAUCUUCCAAGAAGAAGAAAGCCAAGGUUGAGCAGGGAGAAUCGUCAGGCUCAAAACAAAAUUCAGAUCACAGUAAUGGAUCCUUUAACUUCAAAGCCCUUUCCGGAGGCUCAGGAUACAAAUUUGGAGUUCUUGCAAAGAUUGUAAAUUACACGAAGAACCAACACCAGAGAGGCGACACACACCCACUGACUUUAGAAGAAAUUUUGGAUGAAACUCAGCAUUUGGACAUAGGAUUGAAGCAGAAACAAUGGCUGAUGUCUGAGGGGCUAGUCAACAACCCCAAAAUUGAAGUAGUCGAUGGGAAGUACACCUUCAAGCCCAAGUACAACCUGAAAGAUAAGAAGGCCUUACUUCGGCUUCUAGACAAGCAUGACCAGAGACGCUUGGGAGGAAUCCUCCUAGAAGACGUUGAGGAGGGACUGCCCAAUGCCCAGAAAGCCAUCAAAGCCUUAGGGGACCAGAUCAUCUUUGUCACACGUCCUGACAAGAAGAAGAUCCUUUUUUUCAGUGAUAAGAGCUGUCAGUUCACCGUGGAUGAAGAAUUUCAAAAACUUUGGAGGAGCGCUACUGUGGAUUCUAUGCAUGAGGAGAAAGUUGAAGAGUAUCUCAAGCAACAGGGUAUUUCUUCCAUGCAGGAGUCUGGACCGAAGAAAGUGGCUCCCAUUCAGCGAAGGAAGAAACCUGUCUCACAGAAGAAACGGAGAUUCAAGACUCACAAUGAGCACUUGGGUAGGGUCUUGAAGGAUUAUUCUCACAUUGCUCCGGGCAAACAGUGA
Trichosurus vulpecula (common brushtail) is the source of this 876-nucleotide messenger RNA. RefSeq names its product general transcription factor IIE subunit 2-like. The record is from RefSeq and is a predicted model, not a curated record. The coding region runs from base 1 to 876 and encodes 291 amino acids. Gene Ontology annotation, cellular component: transcription factor TFIIE complex. The transcript has a single exon. Gene Ontology annotation, biological process: transcription initiation at RNA polymerase II promoter. Lineage: Eukaryota; Metazoa; Chordata; Mammalia; Diprotodontia; Phalangeridae.